GCGCCAGCCGCGUGUAAACAUAGUGUCAUUUCCCACAAUUCAUUUCGAAGCUAAUGGCACCUUUGUGGAGAAGUUUAAUGUUUUAACAAUGGUUUUAAAGUGUCUUUAAUUAACAAGAACCGAUCGAAGCUACAUUAUAAUACUGUCUUGGAUUCAGUCUAAAAAGCAAGAUGUCGUAUCCGCCUCAGCAGAUAAGCAUCCAGCCUUUACCACCGGGAGUUCCUCCUACCCAGUUUGGGGCAUAUGCUCCUCCAAUCCCUCCAGGUACCCCCAUGAUCCCUGUUCACAUGGGCAUAGUGGCCUCUGCACCACCAGUUUUGAUUACGACUCCAGUUACUAUUGUCCAGAAGCCAGUUCUAACAAAGCCUGGCUCUGAUGCAGCCAAGUCUAAUGAUGCUGACGAUGCUCCUACCACCACUGUGUUUGUGGGAAACAUCUCAGACAAAGUUUCAGACCUUUUGGUUAGACAGCUGCUAGCGAAAUGCGGCGUUGUUUUAAACUGGAAACGUGUGCAAGGAGCUUCUGGGAAACUACAAGGUUUUGGGUUCUGUGAGUACAAAGAACCAGAAUCUACCCUCCGUGCGCUCAGACUUCUGCAUGAGUUACUUCUUGGAGACAAAAAGCUUUUGGUGAAAGUGGACGCCAAGACAAAGGCCCAGCUGGAUGAGUGGAAAGCCAAGAAGAAGGGUGUGAAUGGGGAGGCAGCCAGUGAAUCUAAAGAUGUGGAAGAAGAGGUUUUGGAUGAUGACACGUUGCGCCGCGACCAGGAAGUGAAAGUGGCAAUUAGUGCUCUGCUACGGGAAUAUGCAACUGACCACAGUGCUACCUCACAGGACGAUGAGAGUCAAUCUCGCAUUAAGAAACUGAGAGAGAAGAAAGACGAGGUGGAUAUCAGUGGCAUUGAGAUAGAAGAUGACAAAAGAGACUUGAUUUCUCGAGAGAUCAGUAAAUUCAGAGAUACACACAAGAAACUGGAGGAGGAGAAAGGAAAAAGAGAAAAAGAACGUCAGGAUCUUGAAAAGGAAAGAAAAGAGAGAGACAAGAAGCGUGAACACGACAGUGAGCGUCGAGACAGAGACCGAGACAGAGAGAGAGAUCGAGACAGAGACAGAGACCGGGAACGGGACCGGGACCGGGAUCGGGACCGGGAGAGAGAACGGGACAGAGAGAGGGACAGAGAGCGGGAGCGCGAACGAGAAACCAGAGAACGAGACCGCACCAGAGAGAGAACGAGAGAGAGGGAACGCGAGAAAGAGAGAGACCGAGAGAGAGACAGGAGUCGAGAAGUCAGUGAAGACCGCAAGUCCAGGGAAAGAACAAGAAAAGAUGAAAAAAUAGACCCUAAUGAGGAUAUUGAAGAUGUCUAUGAAAGAAGAAGACUUGAGCGGCGACUUCGAGACAAGGAGGCUGCCUACCAGGAGCGUCUUAAAAACUGGGAAAUUCGUGAGAAAAAGAAGGAACGCGAUUAUGAAAAAGAAAUGGAGCGUGAGAAAGAGAGACGCCGUGAAAGGGUGAAAGAGGCAAAGAGACUAAAAGAAUUCCUAGAAGAUUAUGAGGAUGGCAGAGAUGACCCAAAGUACUUCAGGGGCAGCGCUCUCCAGAAGAGACUUCGAGACCGGGAGAAGGAGGUAGAGAUGGAUGAGCGAGACAGAAAGAAGGAGAAAGAGGAGGUGGAGGAGAUCAGACAGAGGCUUUUGGCCGAAGGACACCCAGACCCUGAGGCAGAACUGAGGAGGAUUGAGGAAGAGCAGUACAAACAGUCCCCACUGAAACUCGACUCAGAGGAAAAACCACACAAAGAGAAGAAAAAGAAGAAAUCAUCUAAACACUCUCCAGAACCAUCGUCACGGAAACACAAGGACCAAUCAGAAAAGGAGAAGGAGGUAGACAAACCACAAGAUCACAAUCACAGCAGAGAAGACUCUCAGGAGACCAAACCCAAACCGCUGUUGCGCCCCAUCACCAUCGCCCCCUCUGUGUCUUCUGCGGAUGGGACGCCAAACUCCACCGGAAAUGAGUCCCCAGUCGGUAUCAUUAUUCCUGGGGAGAAGACGGGUGAACUGCAGCCUCUCGAUGAAAACAGACCGAAGAUCGGACUGAGCCUAAAACUGGGUGCCACAAACAGUCCUAGUCAGCUGACAGGAAAACGCAAAAAGCUGGAAGCUGUCGAUAGUGUUUUUAAUAAAUUUGACGAUGAGGAUACGGAGGAGCAGCCGCGCAAAAGAAAACUGGUUCCCCUCGACUACGAAGAGGACAACAACAAGCGUCCAGACGGGGCGGAAAACUCGGCCUCCAAAAGUAGCAUCAACACAGAAGAGAAGCGUAAGCACAUAGUCAAACUUAUCGAGAAGAUUCCCACAGGGAGAGCUGAGCUGUUCUCCUAUGCGCUGGACUGGGCCAUGGUGGACUCGACGUUAAUGGAUCGCUGUAUACGACCGUGGAUUAGUAAGAAAAUUGCUGAAUACAUAGGAGAAGAGGAACCCACCCUUGUUGAGUUUCUCUGUUCAAAGCUAAAGGCACACAGCUCUGCAGAGAGCAUUCUUGAAGACGUGGCAACGGUUCUUGACGAAGAAGCUGAGGUGUUCAUCAUAAAAAUGUGGAGGCUGUUAAUUUAUGAAACUGAAGCGAAGAAGAUUGGACUGGCAAAAUAACUACUACACUCAGCACUCAUUGUCUCGUUUUUUAAUCUUUCUUUCUGCAAUGUCCUGAUUCAACAUUCAGCUCACACUUCUGUGGACCUGCUGCAAUUUGUUUAGUGGAGAGAGAGACUGAACCAAACAUUUGCACAACAGCAUGACGGAUAAUUAUAUUUUUCAUGUUGCGGAUGGCGUUGAGUUGGACAUAUUUUGCCUGUAUUUACUAAUGUCAUUGUGAGGCCCUGCUUCAAUGUGACAAAUAAAAAUGAUUCUUUUUACAAAUGU
Messenger RNA from Periophthalmus magnuspinnatus, 2921 nucleotides. RefSeq names its product RNA binding motif protein 25a (gene rbm25a). Gene Ontology annotation, cellular component: spliceosomal complex. The transcript has 18 exons. Bases 171 to 2651 code for a protein of 826 amino acids. NCBI's taxonomy places the organism in Eukaryota, Metazoa, Chordata, Actinopteri, Gobiiformes, Gobiidae. Gene Ontology annotation, molecular function: mRNA binding. Gene Ontology annotation, biological process: regulation of alternative mRNA splicing, via spliceosome; mRNA processing. The record is from RefSeq and is a predicted model, not a curated record.